Messenger RNA from Beta vulgaris subsp. vulgaris (sugar beet), 6860 nucleotides. Its product is annotated as transposon Tf2-1 polyprotein. The record is from RefSeq and is a predicted model, not a curated record. The transcript is spliced from 6 exons. NCBI's taxonomy places the organism in Eukaryota, Viridiplantae, Streptophyta, Magnoliopsida, Caryophyllales, Amaranthaceae. Gene Ontology annotation, molecular function: nucleic acid binding. Bases 3181 to 6591 code for a protein of 1136 amino acids. Gene Ontology annotation, biological process: DNA integration.
UUAAAAAUGAAAGAAACAUGUACAAUAACUCGGCGAUAUCGCGCACGCAUCGCGUGCAAACAAUACUUGUAGUGAAUAAUGUCAAGAUAGGCUAGUUUGCAAGUGAAGGUGUACGUUAUGAGUUCGUGACAGAAGAAGAGACGACAGAACCUGCUUUGCUUUUGGAAGGUUUGGUUAGGACUUAGGAGCAUAUACGGGGCUACGCCCAUGGAAGCCAAUGAAACCUUCAAAUCCUGGUGCGAGGCUUGCUAAUCUUUUGAGCAAGAGAGAGAAACUUCAAGAUGAACUUCGGAAUAUCGAAAAACAGGUGUUUGAAUUGGAGACUACUUAUUUGCAAGAUUCGAACCAAUUUGGACAUGUUUUGAAAGGUUUUGAAGGAUUCUUAGGUUCAUCGAAAUCCGCAUCAAAGUUGAAGAGCACACAGGUGGACGUGACGAAACUGGUUCUGGGCGAUCGAAGGGGGGAGGCUUACCUACAAAUGGACAGGGAAAACCAAAGAAAGCAAGGUUGAUGUCAUAAAGCAGAAAAGGAUGCAGGUUGUUAGAUGCACAGUUUGUAAUAUGAAGAUGACGCAGUACCAAAGUUAACUCAAGUUGCCUUCCAUGUGACCUUGCUUUGACCUCCAAAGUAAGUAUUCUUUUGUGUAGUUUGUAGUCAAGUGGAGAGGUAUGUCUACAUGGCAUAAAUAUAUGUGUAAUAGUCAUGCUGUUGGCAUUCUGUUGUAACAUUAUCAAUUUGUAAUGAGAAAGCUAUCCCUUGUUUCAUCAAGCAAUGAAAUCUGUUUUUGCUUCUUUGUUUUUUCAUUCAUAUCUAGGUCUUCUUCAGUUUGUUAUUGAGUACUCCCUCCGUUUCACAAAAAUUUACACACUUGUACUUUACACACUUGCUGUUGUAAUUUAUAAAGCUUUGAGCAUCAAUAUAUCUAAUUUUGCAUGUGUAAAAAUUAUAAAAAGUUGAUAUUUUGAAAAUAAAUAUUGAGAUGAAUCAAAUAAGAUUUCACAUGACAAGCACAUAUGAUGGUGAAAGUGGUGAAGAUGAAUAGUGUCAAAUUACAAAGUGUAACUAUAUUUUUGAAACGGAAGGAUCAAUAUAUUGAUCUUGACUGCCCUGCAGAAACUAAAAAGUGCUAAUGCAGAAUAUGUGAAGGACAUUGGUUGAAAAGGGUCAUUUCAGUAAUCAAUGAUUCAGUAUACUAUAGCAUUCCUACGAGGCUCCUUGGUCUCUCAUUUGUGUGCCCCCCCUCCCAAAAAGAACAAUGAAAUUAGAGAUAAAGCAAAAUGUAACAGAUUCAAGGGGUGCAACACAGCCUUCACUGAGAUUCACUUAUGCAAGGCGUAAGAAGAGGGGUAAUAUGGGAAAUCAGACCUAGUCAGCAGUAAGGAGAAUGUGGGCAAAUAAUUCCGUUAUUUUGAGAGAAGGAAUGAUGACAGCCUGCACCUAGGACGUGGGUAGCACACCAAAGAAGAGAGAGAAUGUUGCAGAGAGAUUGUACAACUUAGCACUAUAAAUACCUAGUAUGUUUGUAGAGUAAGGUAUCGAGAAUUUUAUUUACCUUUCAGUGUUGUAGGAGUGUGGAAGUCACUCGAAAACUUUCCCCUAUCUCAGUUGAGCAUUAAUACAAUCUCUCAGUUCUCUCCAUUUUUGCCCUAGCUUUUCCAUUGUUUACAUUGUUUGCUGUUGAGUUGUUGGUUCUACUACAGUGGUAUCAGAGCAAACAAGAUCCAUGGCCCCUACCGCAACCCAGAGAGUGGAACAACUAGAGGAGCAGUACGCCACCAUUCGAAAUACCAUUACAGAGGAGGUCAGUGCGGCGGUGAGUGUCGUGGCUGAAAAGAUGCAGCAAUCCUUGUCGGAACAGCUGGCCGUUAGUUUGGAGCAGAUUACCCAGAAGUUUGGGGAAGAUUUGAGCAGCCUCUCGAUGAGGUUGGAGAAUAGAAUCACUCGUUCUCGUGAAAAUCACACCGCGAUGAUUUCCACAGUCCAGGAAGGACAACUUAAGUUCCACCAAGAAAUCCAAGCCUACAUUAAAGAAAUUAAGGGUUCGUUGCUUUCCGGUGAUAGAGAAAGACAACCGGAGGAGGAGCUUAGCCCCCAGGGACUAGAAGCUUCGAGGAACCAGGGGUCCGGGGGAGUUCGCCAUGGAAACAGAUCUCAGUCGGGAGGGCCGAACGCGCUGAUUGGAGGGGUUUUUGAUUCCGGCGGAGGAUUUCAAAACCGGGUCGGAGGAAAUUGAAAGUAUCGCAAGCUGGACAUGCCACUAUUUGACGGUGGCAACCCAGAUGGGUGGGUAUUAAGAGCGGAGCGUUAUUUCGAGUUUUAUGGGUUAGAUGAGGAAGAAAAGGUGAGUGCAGCGGUGGUAGGCAUGGACGGAGAUGCUCUCCUCUGGUUUCAAUGGGAACACCGGCGGAAACCGAUCAGGAGGUGGGAGGAGUUAAAGGCGUUGAUGUUGCGCCACUUUCGCCCAACAAAUUCUGGCUCGUUAUACGAGCAAUGGCUGGCUGGUAAGCAGGUAACCACGGUGGUGGAGUACCGGAGAAAUUUUAUUGAGCUAGCGUCGCCGUUAGCGAACAUCCCAGAGGAUAUUGCCUUAGGUACGUUCAUUAAUGGGCUCAAGGAGGAGAUUAAGAAUGAGCUAAGGGUUUUAAAUCCCAGUGGACUGGAUCAGGCCAUGGACUUAGCAGGUCGUAUUGAGGAGAAACUCAAGAGUGGAAAAGGGAAGGCCACCUGGGCAACCCGUUCAGCAGAAACCUCCAAAGUAACCUUACACCCACACCCACUUAUAAGGCCCAAACCAACUAUUACAAAGCACCCACAGAAAAUAGAGGCCCAAUUUUUUCCAGUCCACAAAACAGCCCUAAUACCUUGACCAAAUUUAAUACACCUAGCCCAGCAUAUCCCAACCCACAAAACAACCCACCCCAGAACACCCAGGUGCGACGCUUAACCGACAAAGAGCUUCAACACAAGAGAGAGAGAGGACUCUGUUUCAGGUGUGAUGACAAGUGGUCGGUGGGCCAUCAUUGUCGGCGGAGGGAGUUGAGUGUGCUGGUGGCGAACGAGGAGGAUGAGGAGUCGCCAGAAGAUCGGGAAGUGGAGGACGACGGUGCGGAUGAGGUAAGUGAAGAAAUCUCGCCGGAAAUCUCAUUGAAUUCAGUUGUGGGACUCACUAACCCAAAAACCAUGAAAAUGAGGGGGAUUAUAAAGGGGGAAGAGAUCGUGGUCAUGAUAGACCCGGGGGCGACGCAUAAUUUUGUGUCGUUAGACACCAUAGCUCGACUGGAAUUACCGGUAGAACAGACUAAGGGGUUUGGGGUAUCACUGGGAAACGGCAAGGCAGUGCAGGGUGCCGGCGAAUGCAAGGGAUUAAGGGUGGAAAUACAGGGGUUGCAGGUGUGUGAUGAUUUCCUUCCCCUCAAGCUGGGAAAUUCAGAUUUAAUUCUUGGAGUGCAGUGGCUUGAGCGUUUGGGAACCAUCACUACAAAUUGGAAGCAGCAAGUUAUGAAGUUCAAGAUGGGGGACAAGGUGGUGACAUUAAAGGGGGAACCGUCCUUGGAGCGAAGUAAGGUUUCACUUAAGGCCAUGUUUCGGGUAUUAAGGAAAGAAGGCAGGGGAAUUUGGGUGGAGUUGAACCUCCUUCAGGGGGAGGAACCACCAGGAGCAGCAGUGCAAGCCCCACCUUUUUUACAUUCGACAGUAACUAAAUACCACCACAUCUUCAACAUGCCAGAGGGGUUGCCACCAGUGCGUAACAGAGAGCAUUCCAUACUGUUGAAGCAGGGGCAAGACCCAAUUUCAGUGAGACCUUACCGAUAUCCGCAAAACCAGAAAGAUGAGAUCGAGCGCUUGGUCAGAGAUAUGCUGCAGGCAGGGAUUAUAAGGCCUUCCAUCAGUCCUUUUUCAAGCCCAGUUCUGUUAGUGAAGAAAAAGGACGGCUCUUGGAGGUUUUGUGUGGAUUAUAGGGCCCUCAAUCGAGCAACGGUUCCCGACAAGUACCCUAUCCCGGUGAUCGAUGAGUUAUUGGAUGAGCUACAUGGGUCGAGAGUAUUCUCAAAAUUGGACCUCAAAUCCGGCUAUCAUCAAAUCCGCAUCAAGGAAGGUGACAUCUCCAAAACGGCUUUCCGCACACACGAGGGCCACUAUGAGUUCUUGGUUAUGCCAUUUGGGCUAACCAACGCCCCCGCUACCUUCCAAUCGUUGAUGAAUGAGGUAUUUAAACCCUUCUUGCGUAAAUUUGUGUUAGUUUUCUUUGAUGAUAUCCUUGUAUAUAGUAGGGAUGAGGAAACCCACUGUGAACAUGUGGAGUUGGUACUAAAAACCUUAGCUGCUCAUGAGCUUUAUGCCAAUGGGGGAAAGUGUGAAUUCGGCAAGGCAAGGGUGGCCUACCUUGGGCAUGUUAUUUCGGCGGAAGGGGUGGCUAUGGACUGGGAGAAAGUGCAGGCCAUGUUAGAUUGGGCCGUUCCUAAGAACUUACGGGAACUCAGGGGGUUCCUUGGGUUAACCGGCUACUACCGUAAGUUUGUUGCAAACUACGCUAGAAUAGCGCUACCUCUAACGGCUCAGUUGAAGAAGGAUAGUUUUCAGUGGGGAUCUGAGGCUGACAUUGCUUUCGUUGCACUAAAGAAAGCCAUGACUUCGGCUCCGGUUUUAGCAAUGCCAAAUUUCCAGCAGACUUUUGUAUUGGAAACCGACGCUUCGGGGCAUGGAUUAGGGGCGGUGCUACUCCAAAACCAGCACCCUAUCACCUUCUUCAGUCACACUUUGGGGGUGAGGGCUCGCCUCAAGUCAAUUUACGAGAAGGAAUUAAUGGCAAUUGUCUUAGCGGUUCAGAAGUGGCGCCAUUAUCUUAUGGGCAGAAGGUUCAUUAUUCGCACCGACCAAAGGAGUCUCAAGUUCUUGAUGGAGCAACGGGUAGUCGGGGUGGAGUAUCAAAAAUGGUUGAGCAAGCUGAUGGGGUUUGAAUUUGAAAUCCAAUACAACCCAGGAGCUUCCAAUAGGGUGGCGGAUGCGCUCUCACGGAAGUCUAUGGGGGAGCUGAAUAAUGUAGAAAGUAUCUGUGGAAUUUCAUGGGAUGAGGUGCAGGCUAGUGUUCAGAGUAACCCGUUUAUUCAACGCAUUACGAAGGAAAUCGAAACAGGGGAGCAGACACAUCAUGGGUUCACCAUUGUUGGUGGCAGGUUGCUGUACAAAGGGAGGCUUAUGGUUCCGGCAAAUUCGACUCUCUCUCGAACUCUCUUGAGGGAGUACCAUGAUUCGCCACUAGGAGGGCAUGCAGGAGAACUGAAAACUUACUUAAGGUUAGCCACGGAAUGGUUUUGGGUAGGCAUGAGGAAGGAAGUGGCACGCUAUGUGCAGGCCUGCACAACCUGCCAACAGCAAAAGGCCCUCAACAUCAGCCCGGCAGGCCUUCUCCAACCCUUACCAAUUCCGGUCCUAGUGUGGGAUGAGUUGACUAUGGAUUUUAUUGAAGGAUUACCGCGGUCACAAGGUCUAGAUUGUGUGCUAGUGGUCGUUGACCGCCUUACUAAGUAUGCCCAUUUUAUUGGCCUCAAGCACCCUUACACUGCUCAAGGCGUGGUAGCCUUAUUCAUCAAGGAAGUGGUGCGCCUACAUGGUUUCCCAAGCUCCAUUGUUUCCGACCGUGACAAAGUAUUCAUGAGCAUCUUCUGGAUCGAACUUUUUCGGCUUCAGGGCACGCAGCUAAACCGGUCCACGGCGUACCAUCCCCAGUCCGACGGACAGUCCGAGGUGGUUAACAAGAGCCUUGAAACGUACCUUCGUUGUUACAUUAAUGGGCAGCCUAAGCAAUGGGCUAAGUGGCUGGCAUGGGCUGAAUUUUCUUACAACACCUCACCCCAUCUGUCCACUUCCAUCUCUCCCUUCAAAGCACUUUAUGGAAGGGACCCUCCUCCUCUCAUUAGGGUGGGGAAAGGACAGACGCCGGUGGAUUCUCUGGAAACGGAAUUACAGUUGAGAGAGGUGAUGCUAGAUGAACUAAGGAUGAACUUAAUUAGAGCUCAGCAGAGGCAGAAGAAGGGGGCUGAUAUGCGGCGUUCAGAGGAACACUUUGAGGUGGGGGAUUGGGUCCUCCUUAGACUCCAACCAUACCGCCAGCAAUCCUUAGCCAAGCGUGCUUGUGAGAAGCUAUCCCCACGUUUCUAUGGACCCUAUAAGAUUGAAGGCAAGGUGGGCAAGGUUGCGUACAGGCUUUCUCUUCCGGACACGGCCCGAAUUCAUCCGGUGUUCCACGUCUCACAGCUCAAACGCAUCAAAGAACCACUUCCCCCCCCAGUCCAUAUACCACCUGAGCUCACUUCUGAGUUAGAAUUACAAGUGGAGCCUGCAGAGCUGCUGGGGGUCAGGGGCACCUCGCCAGUGGAAGUUCUGAUUCAAUGGAAGAAUCUGCCAAGAGAAGAAGCUACGUGGGAAGAGUAUGAGGCAGUCCAGCUCCGUUUUCCUUCCUUUCACCUUGAGGACAAGGUGAGUCUGUGGGCCGCGGGUAAUGUAACAGAUUCAAGGGGUGCAGCACAGCCUUCACUGAGAUUCACUUAUGCAAGGCGUAAGAAGAGGGGUAAUAUGGGAAAUCAGACCUAGUCAGCAGUAAGGAGAAUGUGGGCAAAUAAUUCCGUUAUUUUGAGAGAAGGAAUGAUGACAGCCUGCACCUAGGACGUGGGUAGCACACCAAAGAAGAGAGAGAAUGUUGCAGAGAGAUUGUACAACUUAGCACUAUAAAUACCUAGUAUGUUUGUAGAGUAAGGUAUCGAGAAUUUUAUUUACCUUUCAGUGUUGUAGGAGUGUGGAAGUCACUCGAAAACUUUCCCCUAUCUCAGUUGAGCAUUAAUACAAUCUCUCAGUUCUCUCCA